Molecule: messenger RNA, 1021 nt
Organism: Camponotus floridanus (Florida carpenter ant)
Lineage: Eukaryota; Metazoa; Arthropoda; Insecta; Hymenoptera; Formicidae
Gene: mRpL49
Product: probable 39S ribosomal protein L49, mitochondrial
Exons: 3
Coding region: 424-993 (189 amino acids)
Biological process (GO): translation
Cellular component (GO): ribosome; mitochondrial large ribosomal subunit
Molecular function (GO): structural constituent of ribosome
Source: RefSeq, a predicted model, not a curated record
UUUCCCUGCCCGUCUGCGUCGCACCCCGCCUCACUUCACCUCGUCCAGUCCAGCUCCAACGCUACAGUACAUGCGCGUUAACUCGACUGCGUUCCGAGCGCGGAUUUUAGCCUCGUAGCGCGCGGACGCGAUCACCUACCUAUCGGAAUUGCCUGUCGUCGACGUCGUCAGCGUCGUCGUCGUCGUCGUCGUCUCUGCUAUUCGUGAGCCCGCGACUCGCGAAUCGAGCGAGAAUGAAAACGUCGCGGUGGAUGACGCGCGGCGCGAGUCGGAUAGUCCCGCGAUACGAGGACUCUCGCGAUAGGUAGAUGGAUCGGUCGAGUCGGUCGGUCGCGAGAAGAGAAUGCGAGAGGGAAGACGCGCCCGUUGCGCGGUGCGCAUCAAUGGCGGCUGCCGACCCUUAUAUUUACCCGAGUACCCAAAAUGGCCGCCCUUCGGAUUUUCGCACGCGAGAGCCUCGCGACGAUCCUGAAUUCCGCGCGGACGUCGAGUCACGUCGCGACGUCGCGCGUCGCCCUCGUGCUCCCUCAGAUUCAACGGAGAUGGAGCAGCUAUAAAUCAUCUCCCACGUACACUGAUUCUAAAAAUUACACAGAUUAUGAAAUAACAAAUGAUCCAAAUGAAUGGAAAUAUGUAGAGCGUUUGUUUAGAUAUAAAGUUGUACCUAAACCACCCACUGGAGAUGUUAAAUUGCCAUCUGGCUAUAAACCAGCAUGUGCGUCACCCACGGAUUAUCCCUAUUUCAUACAACGUACCAGAAAUCAUAUGCAACCUGUAUAUCUAGGUAUAACACACAGAGGAAUGAGAAGACUCACAACAGUUAAAAAUAUUCAAGGAAAUAUAUGGGAAUUGGAUCACGAUAUAAAAAUAUAUUUAAAGAAACGUUUAAGAGUAGCACCUCCUAGCCAAAUACAUGAAUUUUCAGGUGUAAUUAAAUAUAAAGGUGACUAUGUUAAUCGCAUUAAAGACUGGAUGAACAUAAAAGGAUUUUAAAAAUAAUCAGAAAAAGAUAUUUUAAUUA